Messenger RNA from Marmota flaviventris (yellow-bellied marmot), 1678 nucleotides. It is a transcript of the gene G0s2, whose product is annotated as G0/G1 switch 2. Gene Ontology annotation, biological process: positive regulation of extrinsic apoptotic signaling pathway. Lineage: Eukaryota; Metazoa; Chordata; Mammalia; Rodentia; Sciuridae. Gene Ontology annotation, cellular component: mitochondrion. The record is from RefSeq and is a predicted model, not a curated record.
UAUCUGGGAUGCAGGGAUAAAAUUUGAAUCCUAUAGUCUCAAGCUUCCAAGAGUAUCCACCCUGGUUUCUUACCCAAUCUGUCUACUUCACCCCCUCCUGCCCUAUACUGCUUCUAUGAUACAGCUGAGCUGGCACAGUGAACUUGUACCCCCAGAUCCAGGGAAGUGGCAAAGAAUCAUUGAAAUAUUUUCAUUCUAAAGGAGCAGACAAAUUUUUACUAGCAGCUCCCUUCCACGCCAUGCCUGCCCUAAUGAAGUUGUCAUUUUUCAAAUGGGAGGGAGAACAACUUGGAUUUAAUGGCUGUUCCAUAGAAACACCCUACAGGUAAAGGGACUUACCCCCACCCCACUACCUACCCCUACCUCUGCGCAUAAAAGGCACCCUCAAUGAUUAGUGUUCUGUUAAGUGGCUCUAGCAAUGCAGGCACCUACGGAGGCAGCUGCAGCUGCGGAGAAGGAAAGCGCCAAGGCCAGCCCGAAUAAAGCCAAUCAGGCAGAAAGGCUGUGCACCUAUCAACGCCACUAUAAAGUGUCAUGUCAGAAAUGUAUGCCGACACCUCCCUAGGUCUUUCCAGCCGCCCCAACUGGGACUUGGCGUGCAGACCUGCCCUCCCGCCCAGACCGCUGCAGCAGCCCCGUCCAGGGUCUCCCAGAUCACACAGUCAGGUCGUGCGCAGCUCGUGGCCACCUCCCGCCAGGUUUCUGCGGGGGUUCCACCCCCUCCCCCUCUUCCUCCCCUUCUUCCUCCCCCUCCUUUCUCUGGCUUGUGCAGCGCUGGCCCGGGCCAGCAAACCAGGAGGCGGGUCUUCGGCAAAAGAUAUAAGCGGCCCAGAGACGCUGACGAGGUGCCAGCUGCGGAGUCUCCUUCUGGAAGAGCUGCAGCUGCGGAGAAGGAAAGCGCCAAGGCCAGCCCGACAGACGGACGCGCUGACCGCCGCUGCGCCGCCGCCCCAGCUCGCGCUGCGCCACCAAGGUAACCCACUCGCUAGAGCCCGGACCCGAAAUGGAAACGGUCCAGGAGCUGAUUCCUCUGGCUAAGGAGAUGAUGUCUCAGAAGUCCAAGGGGAAGCUCGUCAAGCUGUACGUGCUGGGCAGUGUGCUGGCCCUCUUCGGCGUGGUGCUGGGCCUGAUGGAGACAGUGUGCAGCCCCUUCACAGCAGCUAGCCGUCUGCGGGACGAGGAGGCAAUGGUGGCUGAGCUGCGGGGCGCUCAGGAGCGACAGGCCCAACGCAGGCAAGCCCUGCUGGAGAAAGGCAAGCAGCCAGAGGAAGCCCUGCUCGGUUGCCGGGCCCACUCCCACCGGCAGCAUGCCUCCUAGGAACUCCAGAUCAGCAGAAGGGAAGGGGGGACAGACAGAAAGACAGACAGACAGAGACAGACAGACAGAUCCUGACUCAAAUGGGAGACAAGAGGAGCCAUGUGCCCUUUGAGAGAAGUCACUGACACCUAGAACUGACCUGCCACGUGGAUCCACCAAAAGGAGUUUGGGAUUGAGUUUUGCUGCUAUGCAGCAUUGUGUUGUGAUAAUAUAUCCAAAAUUGUGUAUCUGUAAGCUAUCUGAGAAUCUAUUGUUUUGCACUAGGGAAGAAGGAGAAAUGCUUUUUGUACUAUUAUUAUUAUUUUUAUUAUUAUAAUUAACACCAUUUUGCAUUUUGAAAUAAAAACGUUUUAUACUGUA